AGCGAAUAAUUGAAUCAUAAAGGACACGGACGGGCCACCCAAAAGGAUCCAGAAUUCAGGAUCAACAAAGCCGAGCAAAUAAUUGCUAUAUAGUCUGUGUGUGUGUGUGUGUGCGCGCACGGAACGUGGUCUCCCCACCCCAUUUCCGGUGGGUGGAAAAAGAGGAGUGGCAGCAGCGCUGGCAAACGAAGGCGGCUGCAGGGAAAUGACAGCCGUCCUGCUUUAAUUGAAGCCGGGACGUGGGCGUGUGGGCGUGAGGCCCGAAAGUGUGCGCUGCAAUAAAAGGAGGAAACUGAAACGCAAUGUGGCUGAUGCCGCGGACCGUGGACAACGCAACAAAGUGGACGAAAUUGCUUUUGGAACAUUACAGGAUACCACUGGAGGUGGACAGCAGUAGCGGCAGCAGCGGACCAGGCAUUCAUUUUGAUUAAAUUCACGUGAGAACAUUCGCCUUCAAAAUAGCAACUAACAAACGAACGACAAAAACUACAAACUACAAAAUAAAGCUAAAUCAAACUUUAAGUGAACAAUUCAAGCAGCGGCGCGGUGUGCAUGAAAUUCACAGGAGAUAGCAGCCAACAGGAUCGGGAGCAGCAGGAGACAUCUUGUGGAAGUCGGUUUUGCGUGCCGCAGGCAUUGCAACAGCCACACAUGAACACGUCGCUGUGACACGAGGUGGUGCGGAGCGAAGGGAGGCGUCGUCGGUCGCCAGGACGCCAGGAAAACAGCAUAAUUUCGUCAACGGCAGCCGUUUGAACUGUCGUCGCCAGAGCAUAACCCACCAUUCCCCAGGAUCCCGAAACCCCAAACCCAAAUCCCCAACCCGGCCCACAUCAUCAGCAGCGGCAGGAGCGGCAGAAGAGUCAGGAAAGGCGUCACUGUCACAGUCAGCGAUUGUUGUCAGCAAAGGAAAAGUAACAGAAUCGGGGGAACCAGCAGCAGCAGCAGGAGCAGGACCUGGCAUAGCAACACCAUCCUAUCCAAAACUUAAUCCCCAUUCGCCACGACCGCCCCGAUGAAUCUGCUGUGCUGCUGUUGUUGCAGUAACAUGGCACCAAACCAGCGCGUCACACGCAAAUGGGAACUGUUUGCCGGACGCAAUAAAUUCUACUGCGAUGGAUUGCUAAUGUCCGCACCGCACACAGGCGUCUUCUACUUGACGUGCAUCCUGAUUACCGGCACCAGUGCGCUCUUCUUUGCCUUCGACUGUCCCUUUCUGGCGGACAGCAUAAAUCCGGCCAUUCCGAUUGUGGGAGCGGUACUAUACUUCUUCACGAUGAGCUCCUUGCUGCGCACAACCUUCACGGAUCCGGGCGUCAUACCGCGAGCCUCCAACGAUGAGGCCGCCUAUAUUGAAAAGCAAAUUGAGGUGCCAAACUCGCUGAACAGUCCCACAUAUCGACCGCCGCCGAGGACCAAGGAGGUCCUGGUCAAAGGACAAACGGUCAAGCUGAAAUACUGCUUCACCUGCAAGAUCUUCCGGCCGCCGAGAGCCUCGCACUGCAGCCUGUGCGACAACUGCGUGGACCGCUUCGAUCACCACUGUCCCUGGGUGGGAAACUGCGUGGGCAAGCGGAAUUAUCGGUUCUUUUACUUGUUUCUAGUCUCAUUGGCAUUUUUAGCUGUAUUUAUAUUCUCGUGCUCUGUGACGCAUUUAGUUUUAUUGAUGAAGAAGGAGCACGAGGUCUUUAAUGUAAUCAAGGCGGCGCCCUUCACUGUGAUUGUUGUGUUCAUUUGCUUCUUCUCGAUAUGGUCGGUGAUCGGCCUGGCCGGCUUCCAUACCUAUCUGACGACUAGCGAUCAGACAACCAACGAGGAUCUCAAGGGAUCCUUCUCCUCCAAAGGCGGUCCACGCACCCAAAAUCCCUAUUCGCGGGGCAACAUUUGCCUGAACUGCUGUCACAUCCUGUGCGGACCCAUGACGCCCUCGCUGAUCGAUAGACGCGGCAUCGCCACCGACGAGUUCAUCCAGCAGAUGCAGCACCAGUCGAGUCCGCGGCACGCACUGAGCGAUGUGCUGAGUGCCUCGCACAUGGUCACCACCUCGCAGCCCAUGAUGGGCGGUUUGGGUGGUGGUGGCAUCGGUGGUGCCGGCGGCGGCAUCAGCAUUGGUGGAGCGGAGCUGAAGCCCCGAUUCUACGACGAGUCCAAUCCCUCCUCCUCGACACUGGAGGGCAACGGAGGUGCCAUCAAUGGCCAUGGGAAUGGCCAUGGCAACGGCUUCGAUCAUCCGCCGCCCAGUUACGACCUGGUCCAAAACGGUAAGUCCCGCAAGCAUCACCAGCAGCGCUGCUCCCUGCAAACCCUGCUGCCGGCCAGUGCCCAGCAGCAGUUCAAGGCCAGCAAACACAAACACAAGCAACUGAAGCAGCACCUGGUGGCCGCCGAGUUGCAGCAACAUGAGGGCGGUCCAGGACCGGGUCCCAAUUCGCCCUCGCUACUGCGCUCGCCGGCCACGUCCUCCUCCUACCGGUUGAACCUCAAGCGGUCGCUGCACCUGCCGCUGACACCGUCGUACGACGAUGUCCGCCACUCGCCGCUCCCGCUGCUGCAUCACCACGUUCAUGCCCAGCAGACCACAGCCAUUGGCACAGUGGCAGCAGCAGCAGCGGCAGUGGCAUCCGGCGCCAGCGGCACCCAUGCCGGUACCGGCACUGGUACGGGUGGUUCCUCCUCCUCCGCCACCACCACCGCACCCACUUCGGUGUCCGUGUCGUUGGCCACGGCACCACCGCCGCUGGCGCCACGACGCCCGUCGACGCUGCAGCUGCAGGCCAGCGGAGCGAUCUCCGCCAGCAACAGCACCUUGACCACCAUACACACUACGGCGCCACAAGCGCCGGCGCCCACGGACUUCAAAUACUAUUCGCCGCAACGCAGCACCGACUCCAAUCUGAUGAGGAACUAUCCGUUCCCGAAGGCGGCACGCGGAAUGCGCCGCCAGUCGACCAUGUCGGUGGACUCGCAGAAGGUUAAUAUAGCCGGCUAUCAGCCGCUGCCGAUGCGGAAACCGUACAAGCACCAGGAGGUGAUGUUCGAACUGAAGUCGCCGACCAACCGGCUGACGAUUCGCGAGUGCGACUUUGGCGGUGGCGGUGAACCCUGCGAUGACGAUCAGUCGAUCAAGGACAGCCAGAUCUUUCGUGUUAGUAAACGAAAUCUUUAUAUGAAUCACCGGUCGCCGUGGAAGGAGCGCGACCGCUACUCCAAUCUCUACGAGUAUUCGUUCAACAUCGAUCUCAACUCGAUCAUCGAGGAUGCGGCGGGCAGUGACUCGUCAUAGUACGCAGCAGCAGUCCGCUGCUCCGCCGCCAUGGGCCACGGUCACGUCCAUCGCAUCGGUGGGCUGGUCCGUCUCCUGGUCAUCCUCCUCGAUCGGUUGUUGGGCGCUGUACAUAAGGCCGGGCCCUGGCCAGCCCGAUUCCUAAUGCUUCCACGCUUUUGCUAAGGCGCCACAUCGGGUCCAGUUUUCCGGAAUGUGCCCCACUUAUUUGGGGCUACUCUGUUUAGCUUUAGACUCGAGCGAGAGCAGCUUUCUGAUUAUGGCUAUAACUAGGACUUCGUUUAGGAUUUAAUAUAAGGGCUUGACUAGGCAUUGAUUAAGUUUUUUGAAUAGUUUGCCAUGUACAUACAUUUAUUUUUUAAUCAAGGCUGCAAGCCAUUUGUUGACCGAACUAUUUUGAAACGGUUCGGGUUUAUUUUUAAUUCGGCCUGCUUUCACUUAUCCAUGAAACUUAUUUUAUAAUGAAUAACUUGCUUAUUUUCACUAUAAGAUUCAAAACGAAAUGUUAGUUUAAGUUUAAAACCAUAUAACCGGGUAAUUUUUUCACCAUCUAUUUACCAUUUAUCAAUGUGAUUUCUUUGAUUUCGAUUUGCAAGCAAAUAUUUUGCUCAACUGAGUGUUGAAAACUCGGAGCCAAAGCAACGAAGCGAAUAAAUUUAAAAGUUUGCAGCCUUGAUUUUAACUUUGAGGGAAUCUAUCACAGUCUGAAUGUGGCACAUUUGUGAGACUCACUUGGCUUCCAGGAUGCGCAUAGUUGUUAGUGCAAUGUAACUGCUACCCUUUUGCAGCCUGAAAAUCCGCAUCUGUAUCCGUGUAUCCGUAUUCGUAUUCGAAUCUGCAUUUGUGUUUGCACUAGCCCCCCUUUUGUAGAAGUCGAACUUGUAUUUGAUUUGUGUUUAAUGUUUGAAACCACCAACCCUUGCCGUAGACUUCCCCACGCUCCACGUUCCACCUCCAGUUCCAGUUCCAGUCCCCCGAAAAACUUGGUUCAUAGAAACUUUUGCGUUUAUAUAGCACCUGCUUCCCAGGCUAGGUGCGUCGGAUCCCUCCUGCUGCAAGAUGCGUUUGCAAUAGGGGCGACUCGGCGCCAGGGGCCGCUAAAUGCCACCCGUGUAUGUAUGUAUCCACCUUGGUCUACGUCCCAGCGCCGCCACCUCCAAUAGUGAAGACACCAACUAACCAUCUAACCAACUAACCAAGCAACCAAACAACCUACUAACCAGAAAACCAAAGAUCCAAAAAACCAGUAAACCAGUAAACUAGUAAACCAACAUCCCCAGCCAAGCAUGUUUGUGUAAGUUCGCCUGGUAAAGUGCUUAAUGAUUUUGCUUUUUGUUGGGAACCUUGUGAGAUUUUUGUAAAUGAUCGCAGUCACUUGGGCCUUCAGUUGAAUUCUCGAUUAAUUUGUAAGGUUUCAGCCGAACAUGGAUUAUGAACGAAAACUUUAACUUGCAAUUAGUGAAAUUAGCAAAAAACAAUUAAAACCGAAAAGAAAAUAAAAGCAAAAACUUAAUGAGCCAAAAUAACUGCCAUUUAUCGAAGCAACAUUUUGUUAGGACUUUUUUCAUUUUUACAAUGAAAUUUAAAAUUAAUUGUAAACGUAAACUAAACAAUGGAAUUCAAUAAGAAUUUGAUAAACUAUGUAUCAGUGCUAAGGGAACGUCGAAAAUUUUAAAACUAAUAGUGGAAAACGAGAAAUUGUUGCAAACGAAUUGAAUAUCAAAUAUCGAAUAUGUCUUAAUCUUGAAUAUUGGAACAUUGCCAAGUGACUGCUGCAAAUAAUUAGCAAUAAACAAAAUACCGAACAGUGCGAAAUGUUGAAAUUGAAAUGAAAAUAUGAAAAUGAAAACGAAUAUUGAAAUUGCAAAUAUUUAUACCUAGUUCGUAAUAGUUGAAAGGCAAACAUUUUUCGGGCACUAGAUUGCUGGACUUUUGUGGAGGUGAAAAUCGUAGGUUAUAUAUGUAAGCCAGCUUAAAGACAUAAUUGCGGCUCAAAUGCCGCCUACAAGGCUUUAAAUCUUGAGCAUUAACAAUAUUAUGGGUUCCUUUUAUAAUUAAUUGCAAGUGUAAUGCGCAUUAGCCAGAUAAUUGAAGUUGUAGCUAGUUAUAUAUAUUAUAUAUAUAUAUGAAAGCGAGUGUUAACUGAUGAAAACGUAAAUUUAUACAUGUACUUAUAUACACACACAUAUGUAUGGUUAAAUGUUGGGCAAUAACGUGUAUCUAGCGUAUGUUUAAUGUGGAUCGAAAGCAGAUCCAUAACUAUCUAUAAGUACUAAUCCCGAUGUUGAAGCGUAUCGCAUCCUUUCAGGAAGAUCGUGAGACCUACUUGCGAUCCUGAACGGUUAUUGGAACCAUAUAUGCAUAUGUAGCCCCCGCCGCAUCAUCCACACACACAUAGACACGAAAUGAAGGCUUCAGAUACUCCGCUCCUCUACAUUUUCCAUUAUCCAUUAUCCUUUAGGCUCCCUGAUUUUGGUUUUGACACACAAAAAAAGAAAUGCUAUAACCCUCCUCCUGAUUUAUCGCACACUAAUGUCAAACUCUUUCUGUAUCUUUCAACUUGACUCUGGGAUUAACUAACAAAAAAAAAAACCAAACAAUAUUUACAAAUUUGUGUCUGUAACUAUUUAAUGACCCAAACAAAAACUGCAAUUGAGCGAAAGUUGUCGAGGGCCGCUUAAGACUAGAGUAAAAAUGCAUUUUAAGCCUUAAUUGG
This is a messenger RNA of Drosophila mauritiana, 5999 nucleotides long. RefSeq names its product palmitoyltransferase app (gene app). Gene Ontology annotation, cellular component: endoplasmic reticulum; Golgi apparatus. The record is from RefSeq and is a predicted model, not a curated record. The transcript has 8 exons. NCBI's taxonomy places the organism in Eukaryota, Metazoa, Arthropoda, Insecta, Diptera, Drosophilidae. The coding region runs from base 1016 to 3283 and encodes 755 amino acids. Gene Ontology annotation, molecular function: protein-cysteine S-palmitoyltransferase activity. Gene Ontology annotation, biological process: protein targeting to membrane; peptidyl-L-cysteine S-palmitoylation.